GCAACACAAACAUGGCUCCGGUGGGGUUACCUCCCGGAUUUAGGUUCCAUCCGACGGACGAAGAGCUCGUGAAUUACUAUCUGAAGAGGAAGAUUAUCGGGCAAGAGAUUGAGCUUGAUAUUAUUCCUGAAGUUGAUCUCUACAAAUGCGAGCCCUGGGAAUUAGCAGAGAAGUCAUUUUUGCCAAGUAGAGACCCGGAGUGGUACUUCUUUGGACCCCGUGAUCGGAAAUACCCAAAUGGAUUCAGAACAAAUAGAGCAACGAGAGCUGGAUACUGGAAAUCCACUGGCAAAGACAGGAGAGUAUCAUCCCAGAAUCGAGCCAUCGGAAUGAAGAAGACGCUGGUUUACUACAAAGGCCGAGCCCCUCAGGGAAUCCGAACCGAUUGGGUCAUGCAUGAGUAUCGCCUAGAUGACAAGGCCGAUUGCCUUGACGACACCUCUGCCGGAAUUCAGGAUUCUUUUGCAUUGUGUCGCGUGUUCAAGAAAAAUGGAAUAUGUACGGAGAAUGAAGAGCAAGGAGGGCAAAGUAGCAGUAGCGAUGUAUCGCAGUUAAUUCAUGAAAGAUCUUCGCAAUUAUUAGCAGCAGGAGGUCUACAUUAUAACGAUCACUGUAGUACUGAAACCUUGUCGCCAGAAAAUAUUCCGAGGGUGUCAUCGUCGUUAUGUCUGCAGGACUUGGAGGAAGAAGAAAAGGACGACUCGUGGAUGCAGUUCAUUACAGAUGAUCCAUGGUCUUGUUCUAACACUCCUCAAAUUAAUGGCACAACUGCUGAAGUCGACCUCUCUCAGUCUCAUGUGGCCUUCACAACAUAAACGUUCACUAUUCAAA
Molecule: messenger RNA, 831 nt
Organism: Argentina anserina (silverweed cinquefoil)
Lineage: Eukaryota; Viridiplantae; Streptophyta; Magnoliopsida; Rosales; Rosaceae
Product: NAC domain-containing protein 54
Exons: 3
Coding region: 12-815 (267 amino acids)
Biological process (GO): regulation of DNA-templated transcription
Molecular function (GO): DNA binding
Source: RefSeq, a predicted model, not a curated record